GAUUUUGGAACGAUAACAAAAUUGAAGCAAACAACAAUGGCCUCCUCAACCUCAAUCUCAGGAUUUUCCUCUCUGAAUUCGAUUUGCUCAUCCAAAUCUCACAUCCAUGCGUCUCUUUCUUCGAGCUUUCCACUUGGGUCUCUUCAUCGUCAAAGCCAUGGCAGCUCUGUCAAUCGUAACCCUACUUUCGCACUUGUACUGAACAAUAACAAGUUCCAAAGAUGGAGAAACAUGGUUAGGUCGGUCGCCGAAGAAACCCUAGUUCCAGAAGAGACUGAUCAGCCCGUCUCUGCUCUCACCAUGUUCUUUCAGGCAGAAGGAACAAUGAAUGAAGCAGCUAUUCGUACAGUGACCAAUGCUUUAGAGGAAACAGAAGGCAUUGCCAAUUUAAAAGUUCAAGUUGUCGAGGGAAUUGCAAGUGUUGAGCUAACAAAAGAGACGACAAUACAAGCUACAGGGGUGGCCUCCAAUUUGGUUGAGAUCAUACAAGGUUCGGGCUUCAAACUACAAACAUUAUACUUGAGCUUUGAGGAUGAAGAAACCAUCAACUAGAUCUCAUAUAUUGAUUUACCUGUCCGAACCUCACAAAGAAAAGGGCACAUGAAAGCUCUUUAUCAGAAUCCUAGAAUCUAGGCUAAUGCAGCAGAGUUGUUGUACUCACUUGUCAUAGUUCCAUGGGCAUUUCUAUUGUUUAGUGUUUUGUUAUCUUCUUCUUAUGUCUCUGAAAGCACACUAAGUUGUGAAAUUGUGUUUAGAACAUGUAUUUUCUGUAGUCCCAUUUGUCAUUUGUCCAGUUUAUGCUGUUUGUUAGCUCGAUUCAGCUGUCACAGUUAUAUUGUUUGUCAAUACUAAUCAUUUGAAUUAGGUAGAGAUUUUGUUCAUAA
Molecule: messenger RNA, 884 nt
Organism: Camellia sinensis
Lineage: Eukaryota; Viridiplantae; Streptophyta; Magnoliopsida; Ericales; Theaceae
Source: RefSeq, a predicted model, not a curated record